This is a messenger RNA of Ceratitis capitata (Mediterranean fruit fly), 829 nucleotides long. RefSeq lists its product as uncharacterized. The record is from RefSeq and is a predicted model, not a curated record. Lineage: Eukaryota; Metazoa; Arthropoda; Insecta; Diptera; Tephritidae. The coding region runs from base 86 to 721 and encodes 211 amino acids. The transcript has 4 exons.
UUAAUUUUUAAUAGAUUUAAAUCACGAAGUAAAUAUACUAUAAAAAAAAUUUAUUUGUGUUAAGUAAUACUUAUUACUCCUAAAAAUGGAGCUUAGAAAUUCGAAAACAAAUCAAUACAAAAGUUCUUUAAUUAAUUUAGGGCUAUAUGAAAAUGGCAUGAAAUUGGAAGAAAUGAGACAAGUAAUGCAAGCAAUAGAAGAGUCAGAGCUGGAAUGCGAAACAGCUUUUUACGAGGCUGAUCUGGAACGUGCUCUGAAAGAAAGUGAGUUGGACUAUGUUCAAAUGCAUUCUGAGGCUCAUUCCUCUACAAUGAUUAAGCAGACAAAUAUUGUAAGGUCGUUACCGCAUUGUCCAAUGUCGCCUCAGCAAAAUCUUCUUAAUUCAGAUGCUUCACCUUUUAGUAGCCCUGAAAUAGCAUCGGAAAAAGUCGUUGUUCAAGCAAUAGUGCAUCACGAAUUGAACUGGAGUCCUCCGCAAUUCAGGAAAUUAGAUCAAUUGUUAAAUGCUAAAAGCCUAGCUUGCCUUGAGAAGAAUAACGGAAGCACUGAGAAGCGGAAGGUCGACGAGAAUGAACAUGAUGAAAAUAUUAUUAAGCGUUCCAGGUUACCCAUAACAUCUUCCCCAAAAUCUUUUGAAAACGACUCAGAAAAUCAUUCCGGAAAUGAUUCUGACUAUGCAAGUCAAAUUACAGAUGAUAGUCAAUCGGAUCCAUCCUUUUAAAGUUUCUUGUUAUAUUUCAUGUAUUAAAUAGAUUUUAUUUGUAAGUAAAUACUCUUAAAGAAGUCUUCAAUUCCAAUAUUAAGUAAUGUAAAAAUGUAAAUAAUAAAC